Messenger RNA from Emericellopsis atlantica, 2726 nucleotides. RefSeq lists its product as uncharacterized. The transcript has 5 exons. Gene Ontology annotation, biological process: galactose metabolic process. Lineage: Eukaryota; Fungi; Ascomycota; Sordariomycetes; Hypocreales; Bionectriaceae. The record is from RefSeq and is a predicted model, not a curated record. Gene Ontology annotation, molecular function: nucleic acid binding. The coding region runs from base 181 to 2544 and encodes 787 amino acids.
CCACGCCUUUCCGUCCCUCUUUCUCGUCCGAGAGGCUUUUACAUAACGCUCCCCUGAGAUUCCUUGUGCCGGUAAAUUCUCAGAACCAGUCACGGAUUUUCGCGGUGUGGUCACGACACUCACACAGGCUCCUUGGUGCGCUUGGAUAUCAUUUGGUUUUCGAUCAAACUCAGCCUGUCAAUGUCUGCAAAAGCUGAUAAGCCGUCAUUCGCCCGGGUGGCAGCAGCUACCACAAUGGCGGAACCCGCUUCGACUUCGACACCUCAGCUUAGUGGAGACGCAAAGGAGAACCGGCCACCAAUGUCGACACAAUCUUCCACGGGUCAGACCGCUGACUCACACAGCGUUCCUGUGGUCGUGAGUGGCAGCAGAGGUCGGGACGCGGGUGGUAGACCUAUCGAGCAACGACCUUUGACCGUGGACAAUGUAGCAGAGUCUCUGGGCGGUGUUCAGCUCAGCACGCACCUCCAAGGACGCAAGGAGUCGGUUGACGAAGGGGCAGGCAACAUGCACUUGGGUAGGCCCGCGAUCGUGAGCCGAGAGAGCGCUCUUUCAGACUGUUCGCAGCGUGCCGAUUCUAGUUCCGAGCUUGGCACAAAGCCGCCCAGUCUUGACGGGAAAAGUAUCACCUCUGGAACCACCUUUGCUCUGGACGAGAAGGAGUCGCUGCGGCCCGACGACAGCGCCAGUGUGAUGGCAGCAGGUGACGACGAUGAGGUCUUCUCCGUCCGGGGAUCGAUCUUUGCCGGUUCACGCAUGGGAUCAGAUCUUGCGGCUCGCGCUAGGGGUAUUCAAUUAGGCGACAUGCCCGAUCGCCGGCUUAUGCAGGCCACGCCAGCCAGCUCGGGUCCUGGUGUUCUCACACCUCACAGCAACUCUUCUGAGCAGCAGGCGCGCGGUGUACUGCCUCCCUUGACAGGUGCCUCGGCGCCUCCUGACGCACUCGAUGUCAUCUAUCGCCAAGCGCCUGACGACAAAUUGAUUGACGCCAUGAGAGACCAAAAGGACAGACUUUACCUGCUUAGGGUCGAGGCUCUUUUGAUCAAUUUCGUGGAAAACUCCAAUAAACCGUUUGAAGACGUUGUAGCUGGCAAUUCCUUCUACAGGAUGUUAGCACACAAGUUGGCCGACUACUACCACAUGACGCAUUCUUACGAGCCCAGCAAAGACGCUGUGCGCAUCUUCCGGACCCCGUUUUGUCGAGUACCGACUUCACUUGCCAACUGGAACCCAGAACCCAAGGCGGAAGAGAAGGAAGAGUCGCCACCAAUGAUUCUACCCAAGAAGAUCAUGCGCAGAGGCCAAGAGGAUGAGACAGGUGCAGGCAGCGCGGCACCGUCCAAGCCAGCUUCGGAAUCGGGCACAGAUUCGAAAGAGGGCAAAGAAAAGUCACAGACUGGUCAAAAAUUGACUCGCGAAGAACGCGAAGAGAUUUACAAGUUAGCGCGUGAGCGUAUCUUCGGAUCCGCCGAGGACAGUGCGCAGGAUGCAGACAAGGACAAUGGUGUCUCGAGGGCCAGCUCGGUCUCGGCCAGCAAUAACAAAACCGCCCAAGGCAAGGCUCGUCGUGGUGCAAGGCAUCGGCGUGAUGACUCUGAUGGCUUCGACUCCCGAAACAACUACACGCCGUACUGGGCUCCGCAACAGGCAGCCUGGGGCGCUGUUUAUGGUCAGGGCUUACCAUCGCACGCCAGCAUGCAGCAACUGUACAACUCCGGCAUGGCACCAGGCUAUGCACCCAAUGCUGCGGGAUAUCCCAGCAUGCCAGUGGCAGCACCUGGUAUGGCGCCUGGUACGCCCCAAGGGGCGCCCACCGGUCAAGGAUAUCCCAACUAUCCCGUGGCGCAGGCACAGUACCCGCCGCAUGCGCAACCCCAGAGGUUUCCGAGCAGUGGCAGUCUGUACGGCCCAUCAACACCAGGAACGCCUCAGCAGCAGCAGCAAGGCUGGGGUCCAGCGCCCUCGUCACCUGCGGGCUACCAGCCAAAAGGAGGCAGUCCCAGCAUUCCGUAUGCUUUUGGCCAGCUCCCUGCGCACAUGAAUCCUCAUGACCCCAAGUCGCAACAUCCUAUCCCCGGAAGCUACAACCGGAACCACAGCUUCAACCCCAAAACCCAGUCUUUCGUGCCGGGAAGCGCAGGAAUGGCUCCCGGGCCGGGGCCGCAGCCACCGUUCACGGCACCUACAUCACACCACGGUAGUCCCCAAAUAGGGUCCACGGCGCCUUCGUUCCCAUACCAGGCAGGGCCUCCGCAACCCUACAGCGGGGGCUAUGGCAUGGUACGGCAGGCUUCCAACACCUCGGCCCCCGGCUAUCAGACUCCAGCCCAAAUGGCUCCUACGCAUGGCCAAUACCAGCAGCCUACACAGCCCGGCCUUCAGCAGAUGCCCUUGCAACACGUAUCCUCGAACCAAUUCCCUCAUACCUCACGACCGCAUCCCUCACAGCAGCCGGCACACCACCCUCCCCCUCCAAACUUCAACCACCUGCCAACAUACGGCAACCCGGCAAGCCUUCCGCAAAAGCCGGCCAAUGGAUUCUAGAAAGCAUCAGACGGUGUUGGGGGACUUAACAUGAGCCGCGGACAGGGCUUUUCAUGAAGCAUUUUUAGCAUUUCGGCGUUAUCAGGGUGGUGCAGAUGUGAAAAAGAAAAGACGGAUUCUGAGAACAAGCAACGCCGUAAGGCAAAUGUAUUCCACAGAGCAGGUACACACACAUCAUCGGC